AUGGAGUGUACGAGUUUCAGCGAUCUACUCCCUAAACUGAGGGAGGCCCACGAGCGAGAAGUGGACGGGUGGCAGGCCAAAGUCCAUGAGCUGUCCAACAAGAAGGGCAGUGAUACAAAGCGAAUGGAGGAGCUGUUCAACAGAAACCAGCAGAUGAAGGAACACCAGAGAUUACUCACAGAGAACAUCAAGACGCUGGAAAAUAGGCUGAGGGCCGGGCUAUGUGACAGAUGUACAGUAACUCAGGAGGUGGCCAAGCGAAGACAGCAGGAAUUUGAACUCUCACAAAUGCAGAGCCUCCAGCACAUCACUAUGUUAGCGGGAGAGGUGAGCAGCCUGAAAAAGGAGAACAAGAGACUUAGAGAUGAGUUAAAAGCAGCACUGGAGUGAUGUAGUCGCCACUCUCCCAUCAGCAACAUCACCAUCACAGAGGUCAAACAGGUCUCCCCUGACCCUUCACCCUCCUGUAACCCUUUGGCCCUAAUGGCUCAGACAGCCAGCUGGGCCACUGGCCAGCCAGCAGAUGGCAAUGUUGUAGUGAAAACUGAGGUGGAACAAAAGACUGAAGUUUUUGAUCAAACAGAAGUGAAAAAUGAAAACAGACAACUGAGAGGAGUGAUCAAUCACUUUGAGGUGUGCCAGCCUGUGUCCAUUACCACACCACCAUCCUGGAAGGCAGAACAUAGUGCAGUCAGUGUUGGAGACAGGAGAUCUCAAAGUAUGGAAGGACCAGACCAGCGAUCCUCCAUUCCUGCUCAAGCUCUCCCCUUUAAGAACUCUUCUUCCUCAGCCAGUGGAGAAGCAAAUCCCAGUAGACAUGUACUCCACGCCCCUGUCCCCUGCCGUCCUCAACCAAUCAAGAGCAGCCCAGUUACUCUCCCCUGGCCUUUAUCUGAAUCCUCCGACUGGCUGUCUGUGGCUGCUGCAGGUAUACCGAUGCAACCUUCUCCCAAACACAAUCGGCUGCGUUUUCCCAACUUGAUCCCGACUAGCCAACACGCCAGCCAUUCCAGCUCCCGAAGGCAGGGGUCAGGGUCUCAGUGGCACAAGCAGAGUAAGUCUCAACCCCAUGCUAAAGAGCCAACUGUGGUGUUCAGGUUGAGGGAUAUGUCAGAGAACGUGGGGAGUCAAACUAAACCCAAGGAGAAAAAGGAAAUCCCACCAUCUGAGGCUGAGGGGAUCUCUGGAGAACGGCUUAGAGUGACGUGUGAUGGGCCUCUGGACCUGUCGGAUCGAGGAAAGUCAAAAUCAGGCCAAACACCAAGAGAUGAUUCACCCUUAGUCCGAGAGAUUCUACAGAUGAGUCCUGACAAUGUGAAGACAAAACCUCCUCCUCCAUAUGUACCAUUGUCAUCACCUUCACCUGCCGCCACCCGCUCAACCUCCUCUACAUCACCAGUCAGACAGACAGAGAAAGAGCCUUCCAAUGAUCGAAACCACAAGGUAACUGGUCAUGGUACAAUGAUCUUGCCACAACAGGUUAUCAGUAAGCAGGAAAAGAAAGAGGAGGUGAAUGGAAAGACAGAUCAAAACAACGGGAAGAAGGUGCCUGUCCUCACCAUAUCGUUACGUCCAGUAGUCGUGCUGGAGGCUCUGAAUUCUGCUCUGCAAAAGCAAGAAUCCUUAUCAGCAAAUGGCAAGAAACUGACGCCAGCAGCUGAAUCAGGAAGCAGCUCAUACGAGCAGGACGAGGAAGAGGAUGAAUCAGAGCAGGAGAGCAACCGGGGCUACAAGAGGAAGAGAGCAUCUGUGGAGACAGAAACCGACAGAGACUCUGACACAAACAACAUCCAUCCGGGAGGAAGGUCGAGAUCACAAUGA
Scomber japonicus (chub mackerel) is the source of this 1821-nucleotide messenger RNA. RefSeq names its product retinoblastoma binding protein 8-like (gene rbbp8nl). The transcript is spliced from 13 exons. Gene Ontology annotation, biological process: double-strand break repair via homologous recombination; DNA double-strand break processing involved in repair via single-strand annealing. Gene Ontology annotation, cellular component: site of double-strand break. The record is from RefSeq and is a predicted model, not a curated record. Gene Ontology annotation, molecular function: double-strand/single-strand DNA junction binding; damaged DNA binding; double-stranded DNA binding. Lineage: Eukaryota; Metazoa; Chordata; Actinopteri; Scombriformes; Scombridae.